Closterium sp. NIES-65 is the source of this 2463-nucleotide messenger RNA. The record is from the annotation of a GenBank genome assembly. Lineage: Eukaryota; Viridiplantae; Streptophyta; Zygnematophyceae; Desmidiales; Closteriaceae.
AUGCAACAACGCGCGUCCUCGUCGAGCGACGCGCGCGACCGAGCGACGUUCACAAACCGACUCGACGCCUCGGCAUCGCAUCGCGCUCUCGCAUUGCCAUCAUCGACCGCCAUAGCAGCAGCGCCCGACGCCAUGCACGCUGGCGCCGUGAGCGGUGCACGCACCAGCACCACCAGUCGGGGCGCGGCUAAUAGAAGCGACAGCGCGGGGACCCUCGUCGACGGAUCCGCCGCCCGGCCGCGAUUCGCGGGCCGGCGCCGGCAGCCGGGGACCACCCGGCCCGGUGGGCACUUGUUUAAAUCGCGGCGGCGGCGCGUGCUGCUGCUGUUCGUUGGCGCGAUCGCCGCUCUCACUGCCUUCAACGUACUGCUGCUCCGCUCGCGCAAUUCCCUCAGAGCAGCGGAUAUCCGAAAUUACAUUAACGAGGAUUUGAGCGACGAGCCAGACGGGGAAGGCGCGGAUAACGAGGAGAGCGGUAGCGAGGACGGGCGGGGCGGCGACUCGUCGUCGUCGUGGUCGUGGCGGUGGUGGAGCGCGCUGAGCGGGACAGGCGGCGGGCAGCGGCGAGCGCGCGAGGUGAAGGCGUACAACAACUCGGACCCCGAGCCGGACGCGCGCAUCAGCGACGCGGACGACCAGUUCAUCGACGCCACGCUGCCCGUCGACGGCGCCCAGCCCGCCCGCACGCGCUCGCGGGACAAGGCGGGCGGGGCGGGCGGGGGUAGCGCGGGGGAAAGCGGGGUGCGCGUGCGGCUGGAGGACGUGCUGCGGUUCAACGUGAUGGGCGCGGGCAGACGCCCCGCCAGCCACCCCAUCCAUUCCCCCCUCUCACCGUCGCACCUCCACCCCUCUUGCUGCCCACAGGUCUCUUUCACCCUCCUCUCCCCUCGUCUCCCCUCCUCUCCCUUCCUCUCCCCUCCUCUCCCCUCGUCUCCCCUCCUCUCCCUUCCUCUCCCCUCCUCUCCCCUCCUCUUCUCCCCUCUCCCCUCCUCUCCCCCUCUCUCCCCCCCUCUACCCUCCUCUCCCCUUUCCUCCCCUCCUCUCCCCUCCUCUCCCCUCCUCUCCUCCCCUCUCCCCUCCUCUCCCCUCCUCUCCCCUCCUCUCCCUCCCUCUCCCCCUCUCUCGCCCCCUCUCCCCUCCUCUCCCCUCCUCUCCCCUCCUCUCCCCUUUCCUCCCCUGCUCUCCCCUCGUCUCCCCUCGUCUCCCCUCGUCUCCCCUCAUCUCCCCUCGUCUCUCCUCCUCUCCCUGUGCCCUCUGCUUGCCGGGCAGCCAUUGGAUGCAUCAAGCAUUCCUACGCUCGCCACCAUUGCCGCACCUCGUGCUGCUAGCCGUCGCACACCCUGCAGUGCUGCCGCUACUCCCGGCGCUCCCAGCAUCCAUGACUGGCGGCCCUCUGACUGGCAACCACCGUCGCCCAGUCUACAGGCGCCCAUCAACCCCGCGCACUGCCACCGCCUCAACCUGCCACACGUCACCGUGCGGGUGGAGAACAGCACGUGGGUGCACGAGACGAUCAUCGAGGGCGUGCAUGCGUGCCACCCCUGUGCGCUCUCCUGCGCCUUCACACGCGCUCGCCCCCUCGCCACGCACCCCGACGCGCUGCUCUUCGAGGGCGUGCUGCCACCCGCGCCCUCCAAGCCUGGCCACCCCCUGCACGUGUACAUGAACCUCGAGGCGCACCCCUGGGGGGAACCCGCACCGGGGGAUGGCGGGGAGGGGGAGAAGGGAGAGACGGGGAAGGAGGGAAAUGGGGGCGCAGCGGAUGGGGUGGGUGCGAGGGCGGGGGUGGAUGUGUUUGUGGGGUUCAGUGCAAACGCGACGGUGCAGGCAACGUAUGCGGGGCAUCUGUUCCACUGGGACCGCCAGCGCUAUAUUGCCGACAACAAACGCACUGACGUGCCAGUGUUCCACGCGGCGUCCAACUUUGUGGCGUGGAGGGACGCGCUGGUGAAGGCGCUCAUGAAGCACGUGCCCAUGCACUCCUUUGGCGCCUGCCGCUCCACCACCGCGCUCCACGGCACGGAGCUGCAGCUGUACCCGCACUGUGCGCACACGUACGGCGCACAGGAGCGGUGGCAGCACCACACGCACUGCGUGCAGUCGCACUACCUGUUCUCGCUGGCCAUAGAAAACACGCGCGCGCCCGGCUAUGUCACCGAGAAGUUCUUCUACCCGCUGGAAGCCGGCACAGUGCCCAUCUACAUCGGUGCGCCCGACAUAGCAGCGUUCGCCCCGCCCGACUCGUACAUUGACGCGUCGGGGCUGUCACCCGCGGAGCUGGGUGCCAUGGUGAAGCGCAUAGCAGCGGACCCCCUCGAGUACAUGGGCUACCACGCCUGGCGCAGGUGUGGAGUGUAUGGCAACUACUCACGAGCGCGUCAAAUGUCCCUCGACACGCUGCCCUGCCGCCUGUGCGAGCACAUCAGCCUUAUGGGCGGCACCCACCACCACCCACGCCCUUGA